UCGGAACUUUUCUACAGGAGGACAGGCUGAUGUUUCCUGCUUCUCUUUUCACAGCAACUAACAACAGAAAACUCGAUAGGAGAGGAUCCCUAAAGUCUCCGGACAGAAACUAGACCCGGGAACAUGUUGGAUUAGUUCCGGUUCUGGAGUGUGUGGACCGGAUUCAGGGUCAGAAACAGAAAGAACCAAGAUGACGAGGAGGUUCUUCUCCUGGUUCUCAGUCUGAGGAGGAGGGUCUCUCCUGGUUCUCAGUCUGAGGAGGAGGGUCUCUCCUGGUUCUCAGUCUGAGGAGGAGGGUCUCUUCGCUCUGAUCCAACAUGGAGGAUCAGCCGAGCCUCCCCAACGUCAGCAUCCCGUGCCACGAUGAGCAGAGGGACAAGAAGAAGCGCUUCACGGUGUACAAAGUGAUCGUGAACGUGGGGCAGCAGGAGUGGUUCGUGUUCAGACGCUACGCUGAGUUUGAUAAACUCUACAACACAUUACGGAAACAGUUUCCUGCUAUGAACUUGAAAAUUCCCGCCAAGAGGAUUUUUGGGGACAAUUUUGAACCUGAGUUUAUAAAGCAGAGACGAGCCGGGCUGCACGAGUUCAUCGAGAGGAUCGUCUCUCAGCUCUGCAACCAGCCAGAUGUGAGGGAGUUUCUGCUGAUGGACAAAAUGCAGCACUUUUCUGACGCCUCGGAGGACGAAGACGACCGAAGCAACUCUACCUCCAGAAACAUUAACCUGGGACCCUCUGGAAACCCUCAAGCCAAGCCCACAGACUUUGACUUUCUGAAAGUCAUAGGAAAGGGGAGUUUUGGGAAGGUGUUCCUCGCUAAACGAAAGCACGACGAGAAGUUCUACGCAGUCAAAGUGUUACAGAAGAAGGUCAUCCUCAACAGGAAAGAGCAAAAGCACAUCAUGGCGGAGCGCAACGUGCUUCUGAAGAACGUGAAACAUCCCUUCCUGGUUGGACUUCAUUAUUCCUUCCAGACCGCGGACAAGCUCUACUUCGUGCUGGACUUUGUGAACGGAGGAGAACUGUUCUUCCAUCUCCAAAAGGAGAGAACUUUUCCAGAACCCAGAGCCAAAUUCUAUAUCUCAGAGAUGGCGAGCGCUCUGGGAUAUUUACACUCCCUCAACAUCGUGUACAGAGACUUGAAGCCAGAAAACAUCCUCCUCGACCAAGAGGGACACAUCGUCCUCACUGACUUUGGGCUGUGCAAGGAAGGCAUUUCUCAAACUGACACCACCACAACUUUCUGUGGGACACCUGAGUAUUUGGCUCCAGAGGUGCUGAGGAAGCAGCCGUACGACAACACGGUGGACUGGUGGUGUCUGGGAUCUGUUCUCUACGAGAUGCUCUUCGGACUGCCCCCCUUCUACAGCAGAGACACACACGAGAUGUACGACAACAUCCUGCACAAACCUCUGGUGAUGCGUGCGGGCGCCUCCAGCUGCGCCUGGUCUCUGCUGCAAGGCCUGCUGGAGAAAGAGGGUCUGCACCGCCUGGGCUCCAGAGACGACUUCAAUGAAAUUAAAGCUCACGACUUCUUCUCCUCCAUCAACUGGGACGACCUGGAGCAGAAGAAGAUCCCUCCUCCAUUUACGCCCAAUGUGAGUUCCUGCUGCGAUAUCUCAAACUUUGACCCCGAAUUUACGGACGAAUCGGUGCCAAACUCCAUCUGCUGGUCUCAGGAUCUUUCCAUUGUAAACGCCAGCGUGAUGGAGGCGGACGACGCCUUUGUUGGUUUCUCUUACGCACCGGCGUCCGAUGACUCUUUCCUCUAAAACGAUCUUUGUUUCGUUCGCCUUAACCGUCACAAUAACUCCUUUUGACUAAAGGGAAGAAGAGUUUAAACCACGGAUCAAUAACCUGUCCUCUGACGCCAAAGCAGCUGGAAAUAAACAGCACUUAAACAUGUGGGGUUGGAAAACAAAAUGUGCCAGAUGUGCUUUUUUAUAAAUUUGUAUUUAUAUAAUAUAACAGAUGAUAUUUUUAAAAGGACAUCCUCUAUUACUGUUAUAUUCCUGGUGGUUUCUAAAACUUUAUAAAGCCUUAAAUUGUCCCUUAAAUGAACACUUGAACAACUAACUGGACUUUAAAUCACACCAUUUGACAUGGAAAUGUGUUGGUCCAUGUAAUUACUGUAAAAAAGAAAUACACUCAUGUGUCUUAUUCAUUUUAACUACGCUGGAAAUAGGGAUUACUUGAGACCGCUGAAUAAUGCAUUUUUGGUUUAUAGGUCACAUUUGUAGAAACAUUUCUACUUCUGUUUGUCUUUAAAUAUUUAGUUUUUAUAUUGGGUUGUUUGUGUAUUCUAUUCUUUGCCUUAAUGCAUUUAUUCAUGAUUGCAGAAAUUAGAAAUCCACAAUGCUUUGCUAAGUAGGCCUAUAUUCCUGCACAUUAAUAAAAAAUAUAUAA
Messenger RNA from Trematomus bernacchii (emerald rockcod), 2406 nucleotides. RefSeq names its product serum/glucocorticoid regulated kinase family member 3 (gene sgk3). Bases 318 to 1772 code for a protein of 484 amino acids. The transcript has 17 exons. Gene Ontology annotation, molecular function: ATP binding; phosphatidylinositol binding; protein serine/threonine kinase activity. Lineage: Eukaryota; Metazoa; Chordata; Actinopteri; Perciformes; Nototheniidae. The record is from RefSeq and is a predicted model, not a curated record. Gene Ontology annotation, biological process: protein phosphorylation.